AUGCCAUAUUCUCAAAUGUUUCAGCAUUAUCAGGAUCCAUCUUACGACAAUCAACAGCAACCUUGGGUUGAGGUUGAUUUCACCAACCUCCAGCCUCCUAUUGGCGAGUUCAAGGGUCAAGAUCAAUCUGGCUACUAUGACCUGAACGCUAUCGAUACUACUGAGGACGUUGUCGGUUCACCGAAUUACUCUCAGUUCCUCAAUUUCGAAUCAUCAGAUAUCCCUUCAUACACAGUCUCAAACGAGUCCAUAUACUACAGAACUUCACCAGAAUCAGCUGCCCUGUCGCGUCAGUCGACGAGCUAUCCUCUCAAGACCGAGCCAGGCUUGAGUCGCAAUACGUCUUAUUCGACAGGGGGCUUCGAUCCUUCAGUCCUGGAAAACAUUCCCCAAGCAUGCGGUCCAGAACCCAGCUGCAUUCAGCUUGCUAACCUUGCGGAAAUCGAAGACUGCAAUGGUCCGCCUUGCCUCUCCACCAGCAUUGGAUCUUCUGUCGAACAAAAGCCAAUCAGAAGAUCACCAUCAAGGACUGUCUCCAGCGAAAGCAAACUACGAUCUAAGCAAGUAACUGACGGAGACAAGAAGUCGCGCAACAAAAGAGCCCACAAGCCUUCAGAAAGUGAAGACGAGUCAGCCAAUAUCCGAGCUAAACAAGCCCACUCAGUUGUCGAGCGACGAUAUCGAGACAACUUGAAUGGAAAGAUCAUGCAGCUCCACCGAGCGCUGUCGGCCACAGGCACUACUUCAAGAAUGACUGGCAUGUCUGCGCAAGACUUCUAUGCCUCUCGAGAACACCGAGGAAAAGUUAGGAAGUCAGAUGUCAUGACCGACGCAAUGAAUUAUGUUCACCAAUCCGAAGUGGAGAUGCGCCACAUGACCGAUGAAAUCACGCGACUCAGCGACAGAGUCAUGGCCCUAGAGAAGCUUGUCAAGUGUGAAGACUGCACUCUGCUCAAACAGAUGGUUCGGCUACAGCUACAACAGCAGAACGCUUAA
Messenger RNA from Exophiala bonariae, 996 nucleotides. RefSeq lists its product as uncharacterized. The transcript is spliced from 2 exons. The record is from RefSeq and is a predicted model, not a curated record. Gene Ontology annotation, molecular function: protein dimerization activity. Bases 1 to 996 code for a protein of 331 amino acids. Lineage: Eukaryota; Fungi; Ascomycota; Eurotiomycetes; Chaetothyriales; Herpotrichiellaceae.